Molecule: messenger RNA, 137 nt
Organism: Racocetra fulgida
Lineage: Eukaryota; Fungi; Glomeromycota; Glomeromycetes; Diversisporales; Gigasporaceae
Source: the annotation of a GenBank genome assembly
UACGGAUGCUGAUAUCCAAUAUGUUGCUGCUGAAUCGGAUGAAGAUAGUUCGGAUAAAGAAAACUCUGAAUCUCAGGCACCUGGCUUAUUUGAUAAAUAUAAUAUAAAACAGCCAGAAAAAACAUUAUGCAUUACAC